CUUCACUGUUUGAUCUUUGAUAGUCACUCUUCACUUUUCACUCUUUGUUCUUUACUUGUCUUUGAUCAGCAUCACUACAGACUACCGUAACCAUAAAAAUGGCCCUCUCGCCACAAUCAACCAAGAAGAUGGUCUCGGGAUACGAGAUCCCGGUCCUUGGGUUCGGGGUCUACAAAACUCCCCCCGACGUCACUGAAACGGUCACACUAAAGGCCCUGCAAGCAGGGUAUCGGCAUAUCGACAGCGCCCAACUCUACCGCAACGAACGCGAAUGCUGCACGGCAAUCCACAACUCCGGCUUGGACCGGUCCCAGAUCUUCUACACAAGCAAAGUGCCCACCACGCACAUGUCCUACGAGAAAGCCAAGGAGGCGAUUGAAGCAAGUUUGGAGGCGGCGAAGGAGUUGGGGUAUAUUGAUCUAAUGCUCCUCCACGCCCCCUACGGCGGCAAAUCCGGCCGCCUGGGCGCCUGGCGCGCACUCGUCGAAGCCCAGUCAACGGGCAAGAUCCGCUCCAUCGGCGUCUCGAACUACGGUCUCCAGCACCUACAGGAGCUGGAAGACUACAUCCAGACCAGCGGGGUCGGGGGCAAGAUUGCCGUCGGACAGUAUGAGAUCCACCCGUGGUGCGCGCGCGAGGACAUCGUGGCGUGGUUGAGGCAGCGGGGCGCCGUCGUGGAGGCGUAUUCGCCGCUGGUGCAGGCGAAGAGGAUGGAGGAGCCGGUGUUGGGGGAUUUGGCGAGGAAGUAUAAGAGGAGUAGGGCGCAGGUUUUGGUGAGGUGGAGUUUGCAGAAGGGAUACGUGCCGCUGCCCAAGUCGGUGACGGAGUCGAGGAUCGUGGAGAAUUCGCAGGUCUUUGAUUUCGAGCUGUCCGACGAGGAUAUGCGGAGGUUGCAGACGGAGGAGUAUGCCCCUGUUUCUUGGGAUCCGGCGAGGGAUUCGCGGUUGUGACGGUGGAGUAGAUUGAAUUGCUGGGACAACUGGACUGGAAUAGUUAGUUAGAGAGUUGGUAGUUGGUUAGUUAAAUAGGCAUUUAGUAUUCUGAGG
Molecule: messenger RNA, 1046 nt
Organism: Aspergillus heteromorphus CBS 117.55
Lineage: Eukaryota; Fungi; Ascomycota; Eurotiomycetes; Eurotiales; Aspergillaceae
Product: aldo/keto reductase family protein
Exons: 6
Coding region: 99-950 (283 amino acids)
Molecular function (GO): oxidoreductase activity
Source: RefSeq, a predicted model, not a curated record